AUGACAGAGUGUAGUGAGUCAAUACCCGACAGAAACAAUUUCAGGAUUCUAUGUCUCUCAUCCAUUAGUAUAACAAUAGCGAAUAAGCCAGCGAAAAUUGUUCGAAAAUUUCUCCGAAAAGGUGAUCCGGAACCUUCAAAGGAUGGUAUUAUUCGGAUUUAUGCAAAGCGGUUUUGUCCAUACUGUGACAGAGUUAUCAUCGCUGCGUAUAAGAAAGGAAUUCAAUUUGAAGUUUUCCAUAUUGAUUUUCAAAACAAGCCCGAAUGGUUCAUUUUGAAGAAUCCGGAAGAAAGUGUACCACUUCUAGACCAUAACGGCAAACUGGUGAUUGACUCCCGAGUGAUUAUUGAAUAUUUGGAUGAAACGUUUCCGGAAACAAGUAUUUUGUCCAAAGACUCGUAUCUGAGAGCAAAGCAACGAUAUUAUGCACUGAAACUAGAACCGAUCUGUGAAACAAUAAAACAAAUGACAUACUCGACAAAACUAACCGGUAAUAUUACCGUCCUUGCAUUGGAACUUGCCACGGCUGAGCAAUUGUUACAAUCUCCUUUCUAUUCAGGUGAGGUACCCAGUUUACCGGACAUCAUCUUAUUCCCGUUUAUUCACCGAUUGCAUAUCAUUCGACAAUUUAUCAGAGACAACUUCCUCGAUCACUACUUCCCGAAUAACUAUCCAAAACUUGUAAAAUGGUUCAUCGCAAUGCGUAAUAUGCCAGAGAUUCGAGCAGUUCAAGAACCAGAACACCACUUAAGGGCUUACCUCAUCAGCAAAACUACUGAUUUCAACACCAAGGUCGGAUCUGACCUCAAUAGCCUAACACCAGUUAGCUGGAAACUUCUCAACGACUCAGUCGUUCAGUAUCGACUAAACAAUGCACAAAAUUGA
Molecule: messenger RNA, 885 nt
Organism: Acanthocheilonema viteae
Lineage: Eukaryota; Metazoa; Nematoda; Chromadorea; Rhabditida; Onchocercidae
Source: the annotation of a GenBank genome assembly